UCCGGCUUUGUUGUUUUGUUUGUUGAGUCUUUCUGCUUGAUUGUCUGCUGUCAGUGGCUUCUAGUUCAUUCAGUAAUCUUUUGUAUGAAGUUAUGGAUCCUGUGUCCUGUGUGGUGGUUUGUUAUUGGCAUGUGCUGGCUGAGGUGGUCUCCUCCUCUCUGUCAUGUGGUUGCAGCUGAGUUUGAAGAGGAUUCAAGAACAAGGUCAUAUAAAAGAGACCAGCUCAACAACAGGACAUUACUGUGAAGGUGUCUUUAAGGUGACAAACAUGGCCGGGGUUUCUGGUGAGAAGAGUGGGACUCAGCCUCAGUUCAAGAGUGACUCCAGGAAGAUAACCACAACCAUCCGUCUUCAAGACAUUUACAAUCCCAAACCUUCCCAAGCCCCCGUCCGGAUCCGACCCCCAGCUCCAAAACCUCCCUUCACAAAGGAACAAAAUGUAAAGCACAGCAUUUCCAGUGAUCCCCCAACUAAAACUAUCAUUAGGAGGAGAGCUCAGUCUCUUCCUUCAUGUUCAGAGAGGAAGAAAGAACUGAGGAGGGCACAGGUACGCUUUGUGGAUGCACUAGGUCUGGAUUUAGAGGAGGUAAAGGUCUUCAAAGUCCAGGAGCACCCUUUAAUACCUCAACAUGUGAUGUUCAGGCUGCUGAUGAGCUCUGAACUGGCUUUUGGGAACUCACCAGAGCUGAGCCUGCCUUAUUUAAAACCUUGUUUCCCUGAAAAUAUGAGCACUCAGCCCGACUUCCUGGAUCGUCUCCACUCUCAGAGCGUGAGUCUGGAGCAGGUGGUGUGUUCAGAGCAAGGCAUAGCAGGAACCAUACAAGUACUUAACUUAGCUUAUGAAAAAGAGGUCAAAGUGCACUACUCUUUCACCAACUGGAGAACGCAUAUGGACACAGCAGCAUCCUGGGUAUCAAGUGGGCACCAUGAGAAGGUCGACUCUCCGGACAAAGAUGUCUUCAGAUUUCAUCUACCUGUUCCACCCUUCGUUCUGCAGCCGGGAGCCAUAUUAGAAUUUGCCAUCUGCUACCAUGUAAAUGGAUCUGAUUACUGGGACAACAACAACGGCAACAAUUACAAACUUUCAUGCUACAGCUAUAAGGUGACUGUACCAAGGGAGUGUGAAGGGAGCAUGCUGCACUUUACAUGAGUGGCCACACGGGGGAGCUAUAGCUCCUGCAAACAGAACCAGUUAAACAUUAAUUCUCCACAGAGAAGCGACUGAAUGUAAUUGAAUUAAUUCAUAUAAGUCUUCAGAUCACUGUUAGGGCACUUUAACUUUAUCAGACACUUAAUACCUUUAUUGCAAACAUAGUACUUUUUGCUCUUUGACAUGUAUCAGAAUUAUUCUUGCAGAUGAGUUUCUUGUCCAUAUUAGAAAUAUCUGAGAUUUCAUUUAUGCACACCUUCAGAGGUGAGGCCAGAUAAUUCUUGUGUUAUGCAUAGAAUACUGGAGGAACUGAGGACUUGUGGACUGGAGCUUCAUAGAAGAGUUGGUGAUAUGAGAAGUUAGGCUUGAGCAGAAGCUACUGUAGGUGGAAAUGACAGUAGAAGAAAGGAGGAGAAGCUACUUGUGUUUUUGCCCCUGUUGCAAAGAUGACAGAUCUGGUGUGUUCUGUUUAUGGCUGUAACAGAAUGAAACCAGAUUAUCUUCAUUUCUGAAGAGCUGGUUUGCUAAUUUAAAGUAGCACUACUGAACUUUGGCAGAUUUUCCCCUGACAGCCCCCUGACAACUGUUUAUUCAGCAUGCAUCAUUCAUCCUGUGUCUUCUCUGAGGUCUCUCCUGCCAGUAAAAUCAGUCUGAUGUUGACUCUUCUCUUAUGUCUUGCUGUGUCCCUUUCUCUCUUUCUUAUCCUCUCCUGCUCUAAUAAUGUCCUCUUGCAUUUCUUUGAUAAAUCAGCCACAUUGCACAUUCAAAAUGGCUAGUGUGUUGAUAUCCAAUUGCUGGCAUGUGAUGUGGUGCGGAAGCGUUUUAAAGUUUGCAAGCUACAUAGUACUAUUUGAACUCCCAAAAGCUGAGUUUUUCAGAUGAAUCCCAUCAGGGUGGGACAUCUUGACAGUUUGGUAGUGAGUGUUUCAAGUAUUACAGCGACACUUUCUGACCUUAAAAAUAUGUGUUUAUGACUUGUUUUGAUGGCACACUGACAUUUAUGUGCCGCUGAGUUUCACUUUACAGAACUGCAUCAUAAGCUAGCAACUGGAUAUCAACACACUGGCUUUUUGAAUGCACACUAUGGUGGGUUCAACAAAGAAACACAAGAGGACAUAAUUGGAGGACAAAUGUAACCGGGUGGUCAUUUCUAAAACCCACUUUAUUUAAUAUUGCUGGUCAGGCCUGUCUAGGAGUUUAUACUGCUUUUGAACAGCAGGGGGCGUAUUUCCAUUUCUUGAUGGCGGUGGUCUCCGUGUUGGUGGGUGCUCCUGGAAAAACAAUUACAGAAGGUACAACAGAAAUUGCUCUCUGGAGGGAAUGUCAGCGGUGAGGAAAAUUUGCUGAUAAUCCCAUGCUAUUUAAGAACUACUUAUCACGAUACUGUUACACAAUGUUUGACUUUUGUCUAAUUGACUGAAUGAAAUCCAUAUUUCAUGUUGUUGCUGUGCUUGGAGUGUCGAUGGUGAUGGAAUGAGAGAACGGCACAUGCAGGUUGGAGGUUGUAAUAUGUUGAAAACCACCAUGAUUUGGUAUGAAAGACAAGCUUUGCAAUAAUAAAUAUUUUUCACAGUGACUGUAUAGUGAUGUUUAGAGGCAGUGUGGUGACUAUUGUUUGUCCAUUUAGCUGUCACUGCUUAUUGUGCUGCCACAUUUCUACCUAUUUUUUUGCACUGGUGCGCCAAGUGUUUUCCCCUGUUCUUUUUUUUUUUUGUUUUGUUUUGUUUUUUUGUUUUUUGUGCCAUAUUGUUGCACAAAGUUUUCACUUCUUUGCAAAAUAAGUGGUCUCUGUAAAUGUGCAUUACGCCCAGUUUUGAUUUGUUUGUGUAGCCACAAUUAAAUUUUCUAGAGUAAUAAACAAAAGGAGGGAAACCAAGGCCCCACAAAGAAAAACUGUAUUUGUAGUUCUGUGCAUCUUUUACCCUGACUUCACAAAGGAGAAUAAAGUGACAUAGAUAUAAGCUGAUAAGACAGGAGUCAACAUCAGACUGACUUUUACUGGCUGCAGAGAGCUCAGAGUACAGGUAGGGUGGAUGCUGAAUUAGGCGCUGUUAGAGGGUGCCUCAAUGAAAAAAUCUACUAAAAUUUAUUUAGUUCAGUCAUGCUCCUUUAGAUUAAAUAUGCCUGCAAGUUGAUUUAGACUUUAUGUUUAAAGUCUGAACCAAAACAAGCCUUAAGGCAGGACUUUGUGUCAGAUCGAUAAAAGCUGGUUGUGAUAAGCUUUAAAAUAUUCCAUUGUGUUUGAAAUCAUGGGAGGAUUCUUGAAAAGAAAUUGGCCGCUUUGCACUGACUGAAUCUAUACCCCAUGCUGAUUUCAGAGAGAUGUAACGAGAACAAUUCCAACUCUUUCUGCUAUGACAAACAAGGCUUGACCCCAUUCUUCUGGGGCUUGUUUUGGGAGGAGGAUUACAGGGAGACGGGACGCUGACCUCCCCCCACAAAGUUUUCCAGUAAUACGAGAGCCCAGAUCCCACAUCAGUUUCUGGCCGGCUGUGAGUGUUUGGCUCACAUGAGGACAUUCAUUCAUCUGCAUUAGUCACUGCAGCUGUAUGAUCUUUUAUUAACAUGACACACUAUC
Melanotaenia boesemani (Boeseman's rainbowfish) is the source of this 3728-nucleotide messenger RNA. RefSeq names its product protein phosphatase 1, regulatory subunit 3Db (gene ppp1r3db). The record is from RefSeq and is a predicted model, not a curated record. Bases 164 to 1150 code for a protein of 328 amino acids. NCBI's taxonomy places the organism in Eukaryota, Metazoa, Chordata, Actinopteri, Atheriniformes, Melanotaeniidae. Gene Ontology annotation, biological process: regulation of glycogen biosynthetic process. Gene Ontology annotation, cellular component: protein phosphatase type 1 complex. The transcript has 2 exons. Gene Ontology annotation, molecular function: protein phosphatase 1 binding; glycogen binding.